Erpetoichthys calabaricus (reedfish) is the source of this 3245-nucleotide messenger RNA. RefSeq names its product potassium inwardly rectifying channel subfamily J member 6 (gene kcnj6). Lineage: Eukaryota; Metazoa; Chordata; Cladistia; Polypteriformes; Polypteridae. Gene Ontology annotation, biological process: potassium ion import across plasma membrane; regulation of monoatomic ion transmembrane transport. Gene Ontology annotation, cellular component: plasma membrane. The record is from RefSeq and is a predicted model, not a curated record. Gene Ontology annotation, molecular function: G-protein activated inward rectifier potassium channel activity. The transcript has 5 exons. The coding region runs from base 624 to 1898 and encodes 424 amino acids.
UUCAUUGAAUCUGCGGAUUUCGUGACGCCUUCUUCUUACGCGAUCGUUCAGUGCUCUGCUUGUCUGGCUUUAGUAUUUGUCCCCAGACUCUUUUCACUCUCCCUCUCUUUUCUUUCUUUCUUUCUCUCUCUCUCUCUAUCUCUCUCUCUCCCCCUCUCUCUCUUUUCUUCUUUGUAACGUUUAAUGAUCCCACUGGAACCGGUUUAACUCUCUAUGAGCAGGAUUAGUGGUAUAAAUAUCAGGGUGUUUUUGUUCCUUUCUGCGACUCCUGGAACUGCUGGAGCUAAGCAAAUGGGGAGAUAUGCCACUACCGCAGAAAUCUCCGCUGUUAUUUGAAACGAUUGCAGUUUGCUUUCAACGUUUUGAAUGAAUCACCGCUCGACAACCCCCGGCUUGGUUUCUAAAGGGGGGAUCAUGAGUGGAUGAAACCUGAGUGCUCCUCUUUAGGCACUAAUCAUGGAACAAUCAAAGAGAAGGAUUGAUCCAUAGACCAGUCAUUGAGAAAAUCUCUGCUCACUGGGUUGAGACUCUGGAGGAUAACAUGUAUCCAAUGAAGAGGUUUGCCUGAACGCUUGGUAAAGUGUUGAUUCCUGCCCAGUCUCUGCGGCCCCUUCCUCUUACGGAUGCCACCAGCUCAAAUCCUUCAGGAAAGCCCAAUGGAGCAGGAUGUGGAGAGCCCAAUCACUAUCAGACAGCCCAAGCUGCCAAAGCAAGCAAGAGAGGACCUGCCCAAACAAGUGGCUGAAAAAGAAAAAGCUAGAAGAAAAAUUCAGAGAUACGUCCGUAAGGAUGGGAAGUGCAAUGUCCAUCAUGGGAACGUUAGAGAAACAUAUCGGUAUCUGACUGAUAUUUUUACAACUCUAGUGGACCUAAAAUGGAGAUUCAAUUUAUUCAUUUUUGUUUUGGUCUACACUGUGACAUGGCUUUUUUUUGGCAUGAUAUGGUGGCUCAUUGCUUAUAUUCGAGGAGAUCUGGAACAUAUAGGGGAUACCAAAUGGACCCCUUGUGUCAAUAACCUGAAUGGUUUUGUUUCUGCAUUUUUAUUCUCUAUAGAAACUGAAACUACAAUUGGAUAUGGUUACAGAGUAAUAACGGACAAGUGCCCAGAAGGAAUUGUUCUUCUUUUGGUGCAGUCAGUUCUGGGCUCUAUAGUUAAUGCAUUUAUGGUGGGCUGCAUGUUUGUAAAAAUCUCCCAACCCAAAAAAAGGGCUGAAACAUUAGUUUUUUCUACUCAUGCUGUCAUCUCCAUGCGGGAUGGUAAAUUGUGUCUAAUGUUCAGAGUGGGGGACCUGAGGAACUCACAUAUUGUUGAAGCGUCAAUACGGGCUAAACUGAUCAAAUCCAAGCAGACAAAAGAAGGUGAAUUCAUCCCUUUGAAUCAAACUGAUAUCAAUGUGGGCUAUGACACCGGGGAUGAUCGUCUCUUUCUAGUAUCACCUCUCAUUAUCUGCCAUGAGAUCAACCAGCAUAGCCCUUUCUGGGACAUUUCCAAAGAUCACUUGGCCAAGGAAGAGCUGGAAAUUGUAGUCAUUCUGGAAGGAAUGGUGGAAGCAACAGGAAUGACUUGUCAAGCCAGAAGUUCCUAUGUGACGAGUGAGAUCCUCUGGGGCCACCGCUUUACACCUGUUCUUACCCUGGAAGAUGGUUUUUACGAGGUGGAUUACAACAGUUUCCAUGAAACCUAUGAGACAAACACACCGACCUGCAGUGCCCACGAGCUGAUGGAGAUGACUGCCCGAGAAGGGCUGCCUCUCAGCUGGUCAGUAGCUAGCAAGCUAAAUCAGCACGCAGAGCUAGAGACUGAGGAAGAAAAGGAUAAAGGGACAAGCCGCAAUAACAAAGAGCAGACUGAGCGGAACGGAGAUGUCGAGAGAAUGGAGAAUGAAUCAAAGGUGUAGACCUGCAGAAUAGGCUUAAGGCAGUGUGUAUGCUUGGUUUCACUGCAGAAGUAAAUCGAUUUUCUAGAACUAUAAAAAGUAGUUCAUACAUUUCAGUUUUACUCUUCUUUUAAGCUGUUCAACCUAUAAUAAGCAAUCAAGAGAACUGGUUAAAGGGGAUAAUGUACAGUAUUACUGAUAGCUGCUGGACAAGAGCAUGUAUUUUUAAUGAGAUUGUUUCUAAAUAUUAAAUAAUAAUGAGUUGAUAUAUAUAUAUAUAUAUAUAUAUAUAUAUAUAUAUAUAUAUAUAUAUAUGUAACUGGGCAUUUGCAUUUGUAAUUUUUGUAUAUACAUAUAUUAAUGAGUUUUCUUGGCAAUUGACCAAGGGGAUGCUGAAGAGUACGAAUGUGUGGCUAAUGGUUGUUUAAUCUGAAAAACAAUGUACAUAUGCCUUAUGUAACAUUUUAGCUUUAUUUACAUUAGAGAAUACAAACCAAGCAUGUACAAAAGUACUGUAGUAAAAAAAAAUGCUAUAUAGUGUAUAUAUCCUAUGUACGUAAUAUACAAUAGGUUAGAAUCUUGAUUUUUCUGAAGUACUGAAUGCAAAAACGAUAGACUAGAUUGCUUAUUGGGGAUUUUAUUCCCAAUGUUUCUGAUACAGAAUUUUUCAAAGUAUGCCUGGCCCUGGGCUGUUUGUGUCUUAAUGUGUCCAUCCAAGGAUUGUUUCUGGGUUAUGUUUCUGACAUUUUGUUUGUAUGUAUUUAUUGAUUUAUUUAUGCUAACUUAAGUUUAUCCUUUUUCAGAGUUAACUUAAGAGUUUUCACAGACUUUAUCAGAGUUUUCUGAUCUGGCUGUGGGAAUCAAUGUUUUCGCCUUGUGUCUUGCAUUUAUGUCUGCAUGUUGUGCAAAAGGUUUCUCUUGUUUCUAAUUUAGGUUGUUCACAUAGAGUAAAGGAGGCAGUGUGGAUAUGCAAAACAAAAAAAAAAAAGCCUGUGUCACUUUCCAGUGCUAUUUUGCAGAGAUUUCUUUACAUCCCAAUAUAACUACAUAAAAUAACCACUGUGGUUUGGGCAACAUUCUAAACAUUUCAAGGAAGCAGGUCAAUAGAUAAAAUUCUAAAAACUUGCUUUCUUUGUUUACACAAAUAAAGAAAGCAACUGACAAUUGAUAACGACCUUGAUUUCUAUUAUACUUUUUAUAUGACAUUUCAUAAUGAAGGGUUUAUUAUGAACAGGGAAUUUUAAUUAGAUUCUUUGUUUUUUGGUGACAUAUUUUCUAUACACAUGAGCAAUAUUAUGCUAAGGAGCAUAAAAGAAAUAUGUACAUUUGGUAAUCUGCAGCAUUUAUAUUAUGGAGAGGGAUUCAAAG